UUUGGGACCGAGCCAGCGUGAAGCGGGUUAUGGCUGCUCUCUGCGCUCCGGUCCGCCCACAUUCAGGACUUUGGCUCUUGAAUCCAAUCCUCCCUCUUGGACAAGCAGGUUCAGGCCUGAAAUUCAAGUAUUUCAUGUUGACUUCUUAAGAAGUCCCGCACCUGUCCCGCUGUGAUUGGACGUCCUCAAUUCCUUGGGGAGGCGCGCAGGUCCGUCCACCUUUAUAAAGGUGAUCUGUGACGGGCUUUGCGCUCACCUGCUCAGCCUGUCUCCAAGCUUCAGCACCAUGUCGGCAUCAAAUGACAACGCCAGCGGAAAGGUGGACUCCACCGGUAAAACCAAGGAGAAGGAUGAGAUGGUUGGGCUCAAUGACAGGUUUAUUCAGCGGAUUGAAAAGGUAAAGAGACUGGAGGAAGAGAAGAAAAAACUAGAAACUAAGCUGAGGAUCCUCAAGGGACAGGACGACUACAAGGCGGACAUAGAUGGAAUCGUGAGGCAGGUGGAGAACAACCUGCAGCAGAAUAUCGACAACCUGAAGCGCGACGCGGAAAAGCUGAAAGAUGAGCUUGAAGACAUCCAGAAGGAGGUGGACGACACCAAGGACAGUUAUGAGGAUGAAAUAAAAAAGAGAGUUCAGCUGGAGGAAGAGUUUGCCCGUGCCAAAAAGGAAGGAGAUGAAUGCAACAUGCAUUUGGUGAAUGAUGUUCUGGAGCUGGAGAACCUGACAAAAAAACUGGAGUUCCUCAGGGUUGGCUUUGAUGAGGAGAUCAAAGAGCUGCAGUCGAUGAUCAAGAGCGAGACGGUGACCCUUUCCAGCUCCAACACGCGGUCCCUGGACAUGGAUGACUACAUCAAGUCCGUCGAGGCUCAGUAUGCCGAAAUGGCCAAUCGCGCCAGGGAAGAAGCGGAGCUAUGGAACCAAAGAAAAAUUGAUGCCUUGGUUGAGAAUGCAGGACAGAAGGAGCAGGAAGUACGUGAUCUACGGAGAGACAUCUCUGACAUCUUGCGCCAAAUCCAGAGACUUAACGGGGACCUGGAAGGUAUCAAAAGAAAGGAAGAGACCUUGAAAACCAACAUCGAAAAUUCACGAAAAGACGGUGAUGACAACAUGGAGAAGGCUAGAAAGGACAUCAAGGAGCUGGAGGCUUCAUUGAAGUCAAACAAGAAGGAGCUGGCCAACCAGAUCAAAAAAUACCAGGAGCUUUUGAACAUCAAACUGGCCCUCGACAUCGAGAUCACCACCUAUCGCAGGCUGCUGGAGGGUGAAGAGCAGAGAAUGGAGCUCUUUUAACAUUCAGACCGCACUUGCACGCUGACAUUCACCAGCCAGAGAGGGAACAACAGCAAGAAGAAAAACAUCUGCCAGAAAAAAAUAAACACCUAGGUGAGAAACACCUGCAGGAGAAACAACACCUGCAGCUGUCCAAACCACCAUCGUCCCAAUGCCCGGAAAAUUCUGGACCCUUUUGGUCACACAUGAUGUGCUUUCUGGCAGAGUGAGCGUCUGACUGCAGCUUGAUGGCAGGUUGAAUGUGCUUCCUGAAUCUGUGCUUGAAUUGGUUUACAUCAACCAGUUUUUUGGGAAAGGCUUUUCUUAUCUUUGUGGGGAUGUGCAAUUCCUUUGGUGCUCCAAGUGUUUCCUUUCAUAUGCUUAUUUCCUUUCUGACACUGAGGACCUAAACUCAAAGGUUUUACUUCUGUAACAACAAUUUUCAUGAUGGUAGAAGUCAAGUUAACUGUAUCUGUGCAUGUGGGAGUGUUUCCGUUUGCCUGAUUCCUAUCUUACCAGUAUGAGUCAGAAAAUGCAGAUAAAACGAUAUAGAAAGGUUCUCAGACAGGGUCUUGAUAAGUUCAAAAGUAAAGGUUGUUUUUUUUUUUUUGGUUUUUUUUUUUUUUUGGU
Molecule: messenger RNA, 1900 nt
Organism: Fundulus heteroclitus (mummichog)
Lineage: Eukaryota; Metazoa; Chordata; Actinopteri; Cyprinodontiformes; Fundulidae
Product: intermediate filament protein ON3
Exons: 9
Coding region: 287-1291 (334 amino acids)
Cellular component (GO): keratin filament
Source: RefSeq, a predicted model, not a curated record